GGUCAGCAUAUGACCUCUUUGUGAGAGAAGAACGCCAUAGCAGAUCGCGGCUCACUUUGUACUCGACUGUUUUAGGAAAUCCUGGUCUCAAAUCUUUUCAUUCAUGUUUCCACUGCCAUUUAGAGCUUUUUAAGGUCAUUGUGGCUACAAUUGGAGACAUUUGGACUCACUUCUGACCACUCAGAAGAGUCUUUGUUUUUCCCUCCAAAAUUCAACAUGCCGCUCCUCAGAAGGCAACCAUUCCACAAACAGAAACCUCCGCCCAAUUUGCGACCUGAUGAAGAGAUUUUCCACUGCAAACUCACAAAUGAAGUAUUCAGGGACUAUGAGGAGUUCUUCGAGCGCAUUAUCUUAUGCAACAGCUUGGUGUGGUCAUGCAGCAUCACUGGCCGAUCCGGGCUGACCUACCAGGAGGCCCUGGACAGCGAGGAGAAGGCAAGGAAAAACCUGUCAGCCUUUCCCAAGUACCUCCAGCGUCCUAUUCUCAUCCUUGCAAGUCUCACAUACAGAACCAGGCUCAUCGACCUCAACGAGGAUGUCUUCUCCUUUGCCAAGGACAGAUAUUUCAUUGGAGAAAUAGUUGACGUUAUGGUUGGAACUGUCAGGAAAAGUUGUCGUAUCUUGAAGGUGGGGUCACCAUCACUGCAAAACCAAGGAAAUGGAGACGUGAUCGUGAUUAACAUAGACAGUGACUCUGAUGAUGACCAAAGAGGUUCAUCAGGUACAGGCUCCCGACUUGGACCUCCCCCAGACAAAUAUGAGUACAUUGUCCAAGAACUAAAGCAAAGUAACUGCUUGACUGUGCCAGCUUCGGCAAUCAGUCGGAAACGGACCCUUUAUACUAGAGAGAAGAGUAAGCUGUUUCUGAAACAUCAUGCUGACUCCACUUCUGGUGUGUUUAGAGUUAAGGAAAAAGUUGUCAAAAGACUAAAUCUGCAAACAGCAAAGUUUGAAGACUUUUUCUCGGGGCCUCCACCAAUAUUUGAAAAAUCUGAGAUGAAGAAGAAGAUAUCCCCGAAACGCCCAGAGAAUCUCACUCUGUACGUGUUUCCCCCAGAGAUGAAGACACCAGAGCAGCUUGCACGGGAGCAGAUGCCGCACCUGACCCCGGAAGAGAGGGCUCAGUUAAAGGAGAAGAUGAAGCAGGACAAGAUGGCCGAGAAGAUUGCCAAGAAGGAGGAACUCAGAAAGCGACUGGAGGAAGAGAGAAUGAAAAAGAGGGAAGAGAAAGCAAAGGAACGUGAAAAGAUACGAGAAGAAAGGUUGAAGGAAAUUGAGAUUUUGAGGGAGAAGAAUAGGCCAAGAGAUGACAUGGAGUGUGAUGACUUGAAGGUUAUGCCAAACUUUAAACCAGUGCAGACAAGGGUGCCAUUGGAAUUAUUCGGGGAUGCCGUCAUGGUUUUGGAGUUCAUUCAUACUUUCAAGAGUCUUUUUGAUUUUAAGCAAUUCUUCCCUAAGGGGUUUUCUUGGGGGAUGCUGGAGUCGGCGCUGCUGGACCACGAUGUAGAUGGGCCCCUGUGUGACCUGGUCCAGAUGUUGUUGGUGACUGUCUUCACUCUACAGGAAGAGGAAGCAGAGGAGGUGGAUGAGCUUGACAAGGAAGACCAGGAAAUGACAAUGAAUGAGGAAGCCAUGGAGGAGGAUAUGACAGCCAAUCAGAUGAUCCUGGCUGCCACCAUGACUGCACAGAUACCCCAGAUGACUCAUGGUAUUCCCCUCAAGAAGAUGUUGUUGGACCAGUUCACUCUGACAGAGAUUUUGCGAAUACACUUGGCUUCAUCUGGAGCCCGUGCCAGCAUGAAGAAUGCCAGGUUCCGGUAUCAGCAGAGAGGAGGAUACAGCUCACUUGAUGAUGCAGGCUUCGAGUUGAAGAUGCAGGAUCCAGCUGUGAUCAAAGCUUUAGCCAUGCACAGUCUGUUUGAUCUUGUUCCAGGGGACAAGUUACGCAUACUCAACACCCUACUGCAGCAGAUUCUAUCAUACGCUGCUGCCCGGGACAUUGUAGAGGAGAGCUAUGAGAAGCUGCGUCUGAUGAAGUAUGACCUUAAACAGUUGCAGUGGGCAGAGCAGAGGAGGGAGAGAGAGGAUGCACAGGCCAAAUACCGUCAGCGUCAAGAAGAGAAACAGAGAGAACGAGAGCGAAAGAUUCAGAAGAUCCUUGAGAGAGAACAGCAGCUCAAGGCAGAGGAAUCUGGCAAUGGUCCUGUGAAUGGUGAUGUUAAUGAGCCAAAGAUGCUGAAGAACAAACUCUUAUUGUUGGAUGAAGACAGAAAUACACCCAGUCCAGACUUAGAUGAUGAUAAUCUCACAGAAGAAGAGAAGCAGAGGAGGAGGAAGAAAGAAGAAGAGGAGGAAGCAAAGAAAAAAGCAGAAUUUGCCAAGAAGGAAGAGGAAAUGGUCAGCAAGAUUAUGGAGUUACAACGGACGAAUGCCUUGUACCCAGUAGGCAGAGACCGAAUGUAUAGGCGAUACUGGGUGUUCCAUGCCCUACCAGGCUUGUUUGUGGAAGAUAAUGAAGUGAAUGUUGACCCAGAAGUGUUAGAUCCCUUUUCCACUUACCUUGAAAAACACAACUCAAUACCUCAUCUUACACUCAUGGAUGAAAAGAAUACAAGUAGUGAUAAGGAGAAUGACUCCAUGAAUACGUCUGUGGAUACAAGUGUAGCUGGGAAUGUUGUCCAGCCACCUAAAGAUCCUAGAGUGAAGGCUCUGAAGAAAGAUGAGGAGGUGAUUGUGAUUAGUGACUCAGACAGUGAAAGUCGAGCAGCGUCUAAAGAUGGAGAAAUGGAGGUUGAUGAAGCCCCAGUGCUUGAUGAUGAACCUCCCCCUGCUCUGGAAAGCCUUGCUGCUCAGCAGAUCUCGAACAGGAAGAAAACGAUGUGGUCCUUUUUAGAUAAUUCUGACCAACUUCAUGAACUUCUGGAUUGUUUAAACAUGAGAGGAUUCAGGGAAAGAGAAUUAAAGCAAUCGUUAUUUGAGAUUAAAAGUACAGUGGUGAAGUGUAUACGUCAGUGUCCUGUUGAGGACUUGAACCUGCCUCCAGAAGCUAUGGAAGAGGCCAGAGUCAAGGCUCUUGCUCUUACUCGGGGGAUCUCUGGCAAAAAGGCUGCUCGUGGCACAGUGCAAAAUGAUACAGCACAAGAAGCAAUAGAACUCAAUCUCAGAGACACAUUGUUAGACCUGGAAGACAGGAUCUAUGCGGGAAGUUUAGGAUACAUGAAAAUCAAGGACAGAGCAGCAUGGAGAGAUGCAAUAGAACAAGGCAGCUAUUUUUCCCAGAAUGAUGACCCAGUGUUUACCAGGCCAAAAAUAGAGGCAGUUGACCUCUCGCCAGAGUUAAUAGGUACGGAGGCGGUGGUGCGAGACCUUAGUCGGGCGUUACUGCAGGUUGCACGUGGCCUGGAACCAAAGUACCUGGGUGUUCCUUUAGGUGAGAGUGAUGAUGCAAAAAAGAAAAGAUUGAAAGCAGAGAAGGAAGCUGCAGAGAAGCGGGCCAAGAGGAAAGACAAGGCAGAGGUUGACAGUGAUGAUGAUGACAAGGAGGAUGUGAAGCAACAGAAGACAACCUAUGAGAGAUGGGAAGAGGCCUUGUUGUCAGUGAGCAGCCUGACCCAAGUGUUCCUUUUCCUCUCCACACUGGACAAGAGUAUCAUCUGGUCCAAGUCUGCGCUCCAUGCUCGCUGUCGGCUCUGUCGAAGGAAGGGAGAUGGGGACAAGAUGUUGCUGUGUGAUGGCUGUGAUAGAGGCCAUCACAUGUAUUGUCUGAAACCUCCUGUAGAGAAAGUACCAACAGGUGACUGGUACUGUCCAAACUGUAAACCAAAGGAAGUGAAGCGCAGUCCAAGGAAAGACCGCCGAAAGACCUUUGAAGAGGAAGACCAAGAAGUUGAGGAGGAAGAGAAAGAUGAGGAGGAGGAAGAUGAAGAAGAUUCUGAUGCAGAGAGUGAGGAAGAGGAGGAGGAAGAGGAGGAAGAAGAUGAGAAUGAGAACCUAUGUGUGAAGUGUAACAAGCCAGGCAUGUUGCUGUGUUGUGACAGCUGUCCAGGCUCAUACCACCUCACCUGCGCAGACCCACCCCUCAAGAAGGUCCCCCGGGGCAAGUGGUUGUGUCAGGUCUGUCUGGGUGUGGACAAGCCUGGUGGCAAGAUAAAGCUUGUGCACAAAAAGAAGAAUUCCAGUAGCAGUAAGAAAACAACUCCAGGCAGAGCUACCCCCAACUCUAGCCUCCCAAGCUCUCGUAGAGGCAGCCCCAGGGACAGCCCUGUCCCCACCAAACCCCGGCGUAGCCACCCUGUAUCUGAAGAGAAACCUAAGAUGCAGAAGAAAACAUCUACCUCAAGACUCUCUCAGGAUGCAUAUGCAGAUAUGGAUGGUUCUCCCAAACACUAUGUCAGCAGUUACCGUGGAAACAGUACAGUUCAACAGAUGAAACAUUUGGAAGACAUUGUGCAUGAUCUGGCCAAGAUGGAUGAUGCAUGGCCAUUCCUGAAACCUGUCAGCAAGAAAAUGGUCCCAGACUAUUAUGAUGUUAUAGACAAACCGAUGGAUUUCUCCACCAUCCGAAACCGGAUCAACAAGUUUGUCUACAAGAAACCUGCAGACCUGAUAGCUGAUGUUAGACAAAUAUUUUUCAACUGCAUCGAGUACAACAAUAGAAAAACACCAGAGUACAAGUGUGGCGCAGGGCUUAGUAAAUUAUUUGAAUCCAAAAUUCGGGACUUUGAAAUGGAGAAUGAUGAAAGCUCACCACCUCCAACCAAAAAGUCUAAGAAGUAACAAGACAAAAGACAAGGCAUCAGUUCCUAAGGGAGAGCUUUUUUUAAGUGCUGCAUUUGUUAUCUGUAGUUAUUCUGUUGUAGGAAAUAUUGUUCACACCUAAAUGAUAUAUUUUUCAUGACCUGUUCUAAUAAUGAUGGCAUCGAAGACUUUUGUAACUGUUUAUCUUGUACAUAUGUUUCCCUGUCUGCUGAAUGUACAUAACGGGGCUUGUCCUAAACACUAACUUUUCAAAUUCGUGUUAACUGCAUUCUGGUGAUGCAACGAUACCUUCUUUAUGAUUCCAUGUGUUUUUCAGUAUGUUUUGUACUUUACGCAGUGGUCCAAGGAUAUUGUGUGUUAUGUAUCUUGUCCUUAACCCAAUUGAUCACAAAAUUACGAUAAUUAUACUGUAGUUUUGUAACUUGCAGACAGACCUUUUAAUAAUCUGUGAACCACUUGGGAGGCUGGAAUUAAUUUCAGUUUGGGCCUGUAAAAACCCACAAUCCAUUAUUUUCAUAUAAUGCCCAGUCAACAAUUUACUUUGUUAACCCUAAGGAAAAAAUAUUUUACAUCAUUUAGGGAAUGGAUAUUUUUAUUAUUUAAAUCACCUCUCACCUAGAGACUUGAAUAUCAUAUAGUCCAUCCCAUAUUGUUUCCCUUCUUCAAAUUGUAAUGUGCACUUUAUGCAGCACGCACAACAGUCCUUAUAAGGAUACAUUCAAAUGUAAGUACAAUGAAACAAAAACUUUUUACACUUUCUGCUGAAGUCUUUGUGAACCUUCCACCUGACUUUAACAGCUCUCUAACUUUAAGUGAAUCUUGAUCCUGAAGUCUAAAUUGCCGUUUGGAGCCUAGAAAUAAUUAAUUAACUUAGUAAGCUUUUAAAACAGACAAAUUGUUACAGGAAAUUAUUCAGUUGAAACAUAUGUACAUAUGUACACACUACAGCUCAGAAUUGUACUUAAGUCACAUUUUUGCAGUACAGUAAAUCAUGUUUAUUUCGAACUUGCCAAUAGGAAUUAUAUUACGAAAUUUUUGAUUUGGUCCACGCCACAUGAUGUACAUUUUAGUCGAAAUGCAUAUAACAAUCUGUGUUUAUAACAAGCUAAUAUUAAAGGCCCUAUUCAGUACAUUAUAACCUCAGUUUACUGAAUGUUCACAGUUGACUAAGUAACUAUAACAUGAUUGUUAUACAAUGCCUAUUAAACAAGUGAAUGCAAAUGAAAUGGUGUCACUACUGUGAUUGCCUACAUUCCUGUAAAGCCCUGCUUGAUUAGAAACUAUGGGCUUAGUACGGUGUCCUAAUGGAUCAGAUAAUCAGUACACUUGCUGCACUAGUCACCAGAGGAGUGAACAUUCAGUGUACCAUGAUACUAGAUGAAACUCUACACAUACAGUAUCAAGAACUGUGGUGUGGCCAAAAAACAUACACAUGCAUUCCUAUCUCAGUAAUAGAAGAAGCGAGGUGGUGGGGUAGCCUAGUGGUUAAAGCGUUUGCUCGUCACGCCGAAGACCCGUGUUCGAUUCCCCACAUGGGUACAAUGUCUGAAGCCCAUUUCUGGUGUACCCUGCCGUGAUAUUGCUGGAAUAAUGCUAAAAGCGACGUACAACUAAACUCACACUCAAUUAUAGAAGAGUUUGGGUGUACACCGUGUUUCUGAUGGUAUUUCUAUCUGCAGGGCAUGUGAGACACUAACAAACGAAAA
Messenger RNA from Haliotis rubra (blacklip abalone), 6464 nucleotides. Its product is annotated as bromodomain adjacent to zinc finger domain protein 1A-like. Gene Ontology annotation, molecular function: protein binding. Gene Ontology annotation, biological process: chromatin remodeling. The record is from RefSeq and is a predicted model, not a curated record. NCBI's taxonomy places the organism in Eukaryota, Metazoa, Mollusca, Gastropoda, Lepetellida, Haliotidae.